AAAUUUUAAUAAAAUAAAGCUCUCAAAAAAAAAAAAAUGUGCACCGCUUAAUACAUACAAGAAUUUUCAAUUCGCAUAAGGCUCUAACAUCGUCUUCUACCUUCGUGAUCAGUCUCUGCAAUUCUGAUGGGAGUCCAAGCCCCACCCCUGAGCUUCAGUUCAUCUGUUAGAUCAUUGUUCGUUUCGAUUGUGGCACUUGUCUCCCUCGUCGCAUUCUCUUUCCCCCAGAGCGAUUGAUCUCAUACCUCUGAUCAAUCUGUUUGAUCCAUCUAAUGGCCGGUAAUGGUCCUCCGCCUAAGCCGUGGGAGCAAGCAGGCUCCUCCUCUGGGCCUGCACCUUUUAAACCAUCAUCAGCUGGAAGCACAAGUGAUGUAGUGGAGGCUUCAGGAACUGCUAGACCUGGAGAAAUAGUAUCAAGUACUGAUAAAACCGCCAUAAUUAAUCGAAAUACUCUUGGUAGGCCUGUUCCCUCUAGGCCUUGGGUGCAGAACUAUGGAAGUAACACAUAUGGAGGCUAUGGUUCUACUACGAACUAUAACUCAGGUUAUGGCUCUGGAAUGACUGGCAUAUCUGGAAUGUAUGGUGGUACAUAUGGUGGCAAUGGAGGAUUAUAUGGUGGAGGGAUGAAUGGCAACAGCAUGUAUACCGGAGGAUAUGGUGGGCUUUAUGGUGGAUCUUCUGGGAUGUACGGGGCUGGGUCUUCUGGGAUGUAUGGUGGUGGAAUGUACAAUAGUGGCAUGGGAGGCCCAAUGGGUGGCUAUGGAAUGGGCAUGGGUGGUCCUUAUGGAGGUCAAGAUCCAAAUGAUCCAUAUGGUGGUCCUCCAUCUCCACCAGGGUUUUGGGUUUCAGUACUUCGGGUGAUGCAAGGUGUGGUUAACUUUUUCGGUCGGAUUGCAAUUCUAAUAGACCAGAAUACACAGGCAUUGCAUUUGUUCAUGACUGCUCUUCUUCAGCUUUUUGAUCGCUCUGGUAUGUUGUACGGGGAGCUAGCUAGGUUUGUAUUGAGAAUAUUGGGAAUCAGAACAAAACCCAAGAUGGGGCCUCCACAAGGACCUAAUGGUCUUCCGUCUCCUGGACCCGGCAGUGCCCCUGAAAACCGUAAUUACAUUGAGGGACCAAAGGCUGCUCCUAGUGGUUCCUGGGAGAAUGUUUGGGGAAAUGAUACCAGUAAAUGACAGAGGCAAGACAAAUCAUUGUCAUUUGAUUGACCUGUGAAUCGCUUCUUCCGUUCAGUUAAACAGAAGAAAGAAGAAAACAUCUGCUGACUCCUCAUUCUUAAUGAAAACCUGUGCAAAUAUGAUUGUAGCAUCGAAGUCAUGUAGUCUCUGCAACACAUACCGAAGUCUGAUCAUGGGUUAAAUGGUAAGCUCUGUGUCACUGGAUGAAAUGGUUAAAUGGUUACCCUGGCUACCUCUUUUGUAUCCGUAACACACCGCUGCAAGAAAUGUCUCUUUUAACCCCAAAAUAAUUGUCUGAUCUACUGAAUUUUGUGAUGUCGGGUAUUUUGCUUGCUAUGCUUCGGCAUGAUUAUUGGAUGAGGAAUCUGAGAGAGUUCUAGUA
Rosa rugosa (rugosa rose) is the source of this 1560-nucleotide messenger RNA. RefSeq names its product peroxisomal membrane protein 13-like. The record is from RefSeq and is a predicted model, not a curated record. The coding region runs from base 273 to 1175 and encodes 300 amino acids. Gene Ontology annotation, biological process: protein import into peroxisome matrix, docking. The transcript has 6 exons. NCBI's taxonomy places the organism in Eukaryota, Viridiplantae, Streptophyta, Magnoliopsida, Rosales, Rosaceae. Gene Ontology annotation, cellular component: peroxisome; peroxisomal membrane; peroxisomal importomer complex.